AUGGCUGCACCCUCACUCAAACUCGAGCCCAUCAACGAAGACCCAACCCAAAAAGAAGGAGAGCCCCUCUCAGCAGAAACCCGGAAAGCCCUCCACCAAAACAUCGUCAGCAAGCUCCGGCCACUGCCUUUCCAGUAUCACUGGGCCGUCUGGUACGACAAGCACGCAGAGAACACGGCGACCCCAUCAACCUACCAAAACCAGUUAUACCUCUUACACGAGGACGUCGCUGACAUUGCGACAUUCUACCGCGUGUACAACAACUACCCAUGGCAUAGAAUCCGCAUGCGUGACUCCGUGCACAUCUUCCGGAAAGGGGUACGUCCUGUCUGGGAAGAUCCGGAGAACGCCCAGGGUGGAUGUUGGAUGUUUCGCGUGCCCAAGAGCAAGGCGCAGGCGUUUUUUCACGAGAUGGCUGUGCUGUGCUUGGCGAAUGAGUUCCAGGCGGUUGUUGAGAAGGAACACGACCAUGUCCUUGGUAUAUCCAUGACCGUCCGUUUCAACUCCCAUCUCAUCAGUGUCUGGCAUAAGCUUGGCUCCAACGACCGCUCCAUUAAGGCACUUGAGUGCACAGCUAUCGACCGUUUAUCACCCGAGCUGCGAUUGCCAGCUGCAGGGCCCGAUUCCUCGUCUUAUUCGUAUUCUUAUCGCCGCCACGAUGAGAACCCCGGGUAUAAGGAGGCGAUUGAGUUAGCGAGGAAGCAGUCAAUUGUUCGGUAA
This is a messenger RNA of Aspergillus campestris IBT 28561, 720 nucleotides long. RefSeq names its product eukaryotic translation initiation factor 4E. Gene Ontology annotation, cellular component: eukaryotic translation initiation factor 4F complex. The coding region runs from base 1 to 720 and encodes 239 amino acids. Lineage: Eukaryota; Fungi; Ascomycota; Eurotiomycetes; Eurotiales; Aspergillaceae. Gene Ontology annotation, molecular function: RNA 7-methylguanosine cap binding; translation initiation factor activity. Gene Ontology annotation, biological process: translational initiation. The transcript has 2 exons. The record is from RefSeq and is a predicted model, not a curated record.